Messenger RNA from Loxodonta africana (African savanna elephant), 677 nucleotides. RefSeq names its product RNA polymerase II subunit J (gene POLR2J). The record is from RefSeq and is a predicted model, not a curated record. Bases 103 to 456 code for a protein of 117 amino acids. Gene Ontology annotation, biological process: transcription by RNA polymerase II. Lineage: Eukaryota; Metazoa; Chordata; Mammalia; Proboscidea; Elephantidae. Gene Ontology annotation, molecular function: protein dimerization activity; DNA binding. Gene Ontology annotation, cellular component: RNA polymerase II, core complex. The transcript has 4 exons.
CCGCGCUCGGCUUUGGCGCCGCCGACAUCACCUGGAAGCAGACGCUGUGCUGGGAGAGGUUGUGUCGUGGGGCUUCGGUGGUGGCGGGACUGUGGCGUUAAGAUGAACGCGCCUCCCGCCUUCGAGUCGUUCCUGCUCUUCGAGGGCGAGAAGAAGAUCACCAUUAACAAGGACACCAAGGUGCCCAACGCCUGCUUGUUUACCAUCAACAAAGAAGACCACACACUAGGAAACAUUAUUAAAUCACAGCUGUUGAAGGACCCACAGGUGCUGUUUGCUGGCUACAAAGUCCCCCACCCGUUGGAGCACAAGAUCAUCAUCCGAGUGCAGACCACACCGGACUACAGCCCUCAGGAAGCCUUCACCAAUGCCAUCACAGACCUCAUCAGCGAGCUCUCCCUGCUGGAAGAGCGCUUCCGGGUGGCCAUCAAAGACAAGCAAGAAGGAAUUGAAUAGUGGAUUGGAAGGAAACUUGCUGAACUGGGAGUCCAGCUCCUCCCUACCCUGGACACUUCUCUCUGGGUACCAAGCAGAAGAGAAGCUUCUCUCAGCUGUGACCCUCCUUGUAAAGCUAUCCCAUGAGCCCCUCACCUCUGACACUUUUAUCUCCUGUACAUAGGUUCUUCUUAUAUUCCUAAUAAAGUAUGGCAAAAAGAGACCUCGUUGUGGGCUGCUGU